AUGGGCCAGAACAUCAGCCUGCCCGAGCCGUCAACACCGUCACAGCGGCCGGAAGAAACGAUCAUCAGCACUUUGACUUCUGUUAACAAAGCCCUGGGUCAGAUACCCGGAGUAAUCCAGAAUGCGGAAAAACUGGCAAACGCCGUCCAGAAGGCGAUGCCUGCGGUGAAAAUCCUGGCGUCCCACGCCAAAUACCUCGCCGGGUUUCAGGGGUACUUCGUCGCUGCCGCCGUGCCGGCCCAGUUCAUCCAGGUCUUCCAGGGCCAACAGAUCAUCGCCGAGCUGCGGGGGAUACGGCGGGAGCUGGAGGCGCAGACGCGGCUCGACGCGCCGGAGAAGUUCGCAAACCAGGUCUACGGCUACAUCGACAUGAUGACCAAGAGCACGUCCAAGUCCACCAGCAAGAAGCACCUCUACUUCGUCUACCACCCGGACACCGACUGGCACCCGUACUUCUGCAAGCUGGUCGAGAAGAAGCCCACGGCGAACAACUUCUUCGGCCUGGCCGAGAACCUGGACACGCUGUGUAUCUGGAUGCGCUACCUCCGUGCGCUGUUCACCAAGUCGGGCGAAUGGGGCAAGGACCCGGUCUUCCACCUGCUGAUGCCCACGUACCGCCAGCUCCACGUCGAAGAACCGCUGUCCUUCGCCGAAGCGUUGCAUCCGCUGUGUUUACACGGCUUUGUCCACAACGGCAAGUGCUCCGUCGAACUGAAUCUGCACAACGCCGACCCGGACAUGCUGGACGGGAUCGGGAUCUGGAAAAGGCCCUCGAAUUUGUUCGUCGGGCUUUUCCAGCCCAAAGAGUCUCCUCGAGUGCUGGGGAAUGUCCCACUCGCCGCCGACGACAGCAUCAUCCUGGAGACGGAGACCCGCAGAGUGCGGCGGAAGAGGCGACGGCGUUGA
Molecule: messenger RNA, 906 nt
Organism: Fonsecaea erecta
Lineage: Eukaryota; Fungi; Ascomycota; Eurotiomycetes; Chaetothyriales; Herpotrichiellaceae
Exons: 1
Coding region: 1-906 (301 amino acids)
Source: RefSeq, a predicted model, not a curated record